AGGUGCCUCAGCCUGCAGAUCACGCGCAUCUCCGCCUUCUUCCAGCACUUCCAGAACAACGGUUCCCUGGUUUGGUGCCAGAAUCACAAGCAGUGUUCUAAGUGUCUGGAGCCCUGCAAAGAGUCCUGGGACCUGAGGAGGCAUCAAUGCCAAAGCUUCUGUGAGCCUCUGUUCCCCAAGAAGAACUACGAAUGCUUGACCAGCUGUGAGUUCCUCAAGUACAUCCUGUGGGUGAAGCAGGGCGACUGCCCAGCCCCCGAGCGGGCCAGCGGGUUUGCAGCUGCCUGUGUGGAGAGCUGCGAAGUGGACACUGAGUGCUCUGGGGUGAAGAAAUGCUGCUCCAAUGGGUGUGGGCACACCUGCCAAGUGCCCAAAACUCUGUACAAAGGUGUCCCCCUGAAGCCCAGGAAAGAGUUACGAUUCACGGAACUGCCAUCUGGACAGCUGGAGAUUAAGUGGUCCUCAAAAUUCAACAUUUCCAUUGAGCCCGUCAUCUAUGUAGUGCAGAGACGAUGGAACUAUGGAAUUCAUCCCAGCGAAGAUGAUGCUACCCACUGGCAGACCGUGGCUCAGACCACAGAUGAGAGGGUCCAACUGGCGGACAUCAGACCUAGCAGGUGGUACCAGUUCCGAGUGGCUGCUGUCAACGUGCAUGGGACCCGAGGAUUUACAGCCCCCAGCAAGCACUUCCGCUCCUCCAGAGACCCAUCUGCACCACCAGCUCCGGCUAAUCUCCGGCUUGCAAACUCCACCAUCAACAGUGAUGGCAGCGUGACCGUGGCGAUCGUUUGGGAUCUUCCCGAGGAACCAGAUAUCCCCGUGCAUCACUACAAAGUAUUUUGGAGCUGGACGGUCAGCAGCAAGUCCCUUGUCCCCACCAAAAAGAAGAGGAGAAAGACUACAGAUGGGUCCCACAAUUCUGUGCUCCUGGAGCGACUACAGCCAGACAGCAGCUAUAUGGUGGAACUGCAGGCCAUUGCAUACUGGGGGCAGACACGCCUCAAAAGCGCAAAGGUGUCUCUUCAUUUCACGUCCAUCCACACCACCCGCAACAAAGAGCCACUUGGGAAAGCUGGAAAGGGUGUGAUUCAAACUCAGUCCCCUUUCCCAAGACGACGAACCACCCGGCUACUAGAAAUCGGAGCUCCCUUCUACCAGGACAACCAACUGCAGGUCAAGGUCUACUGGAAGAAGACCGAAGAUCCCAGCGUCAGCCGGUAUCAUGUGCAGUGGUUUCCAGAAUUAUGUUCCCGCAACGAAACAGCCAGCUCUGAGAAGUCAUCUAGCAUGACACACGAGAAUUAUAUCAUUCUUCAGGAUCUGUCAUUUUCCUGCAAAUACAAGGUGAUGGUCCAACCCAUCCUGCCCAAGGGCCACGUGAAGGCGGAGACCGUGUUCUUCACCACACCACCCUGCUCCUCACUCAAGGGGAAGAGCCACAAACAUGCCAGCUGCCCUGGCGAACCAGGCCACGUUCUUUCCAAAGUGCUGGCCAAGCCGGAGAACCUGUCCGCGUCCUUCGUUGUCCAUGACGUCAACAUCACGGGCCACUUUUCUUGGAAGAUGGCCAGGACAGACCUCCAGCAGCCCAUGACGGGGUUUCAGGUGACUUGGGCUGAGGUCACGACAGAGAGCAGGCAGAACAGCCUGCCCAACAGCAUCAUCUCGCAGUCCCAGAUUUUGCCGUCGCCCCUGUCCCUGGGUGUGGCCUAUGGCUAA
Orycteropus afer afer is the source of this 1719-nucleotide messenger RNA. It is a transcript of the gene ANOS1, whose product is annotated as anosmin 1. Lineage: Eukaryota; Metazoa; Chordata; Mammalia; Tubulidentata; Orycteropodidae. Gene Ontology annotation, cellular component: cell surface; extracellular region. The record is from RefSeq and is a predicted model, not a curated record. The annotation marks the transcript as partial. Gene Ontology annotation, biological process: neuron differentiation. Gene Ontology annotation, molecular function: peptidase inhibitor activity; protein binding. The transcript has 13 exons.